Molecule: messenger RNA, 1365 nt
Organism: Daucus carota subsp. sativus
Lineage: Eukaryota; Viridiplantae; Streptophyta; Magnoliopsida; Apiales; Apiaceae
Product: probable protein arginine N-methyltransferase 6
Exons: 13
Coding region: 94-1173 (359 amino acids)
Biological process (GO): peptidyl-arginine methylation
Molecular function (GO): protein-arginine N-methyltransferase activity
Source: RefSeq, a predicted model, not a curated record
GACAUAUACUUCCAUGUCAAUUACAACACCAGACGUCGUUUCCCACUGAAAGGUUAAUUACCAGCAGUCCUCUGUGGCUCCACUUGACAUUUAAUGAGUUUAAAUUUGAUCUUUCUCCAGAGCCACGAUUCGAUUUUGAGAGUUUCCGACGACGACGAAGAAACAGAAAUCGAAGAAACUGCAUAUGAUUUCCACGAUUUUAACAUUCAUCAGGCAGUCAUUAAGGUUGUGGUUGAUGUUGGUUCAGGAACAGGGAUUCUUUCAAUAUUUUGUGCUCAGGCUGGUGCAAAACGAGUUUAUGCUGUGGAAGACACUGAAAUAGCAUUGCAGGCACAAAAAGUCAUGGAGGCCAAUAAUCUAUCUGAAAGGGUCAUUGUUUUACAUGGAUAUGUGGAGGAUGUUGGAAUUAAUAAAAAGGUCGAUGUUAUAGUUUCAGACUGGAUGGAUCAGUUACUUCUCUAUAACUAUGAGAACAUGUUGGGGAGCGUCCUUACAGCCAGAGAUCGCUUGCUAAAACCUAAUGGUCUUAUUAUGCCUUCAAGUGCGACGCUGUAUAUAGCUCCUGUCACUCUUCCUGACAGAUACAGUUCAAAAAUUGAUUUCUGGCGCAAUGUUUAUGGAAUCGACAUGUCUGCUAUGGUACCUUGGGCAAUACAAGAUGCAUACGAAGACCCGUGUGUGGAGAAGAUUAAGAGUGAAAAUCUUUUAGCAUUGCCUCAAGUGGUGAAGCGUGUGGACUGUUAUACAAUUAAUAUAAAGGAGCUAGAAUCAUUUAAAUCAAUAUUCGAGUUUCAGUGUCUGACACGAGCAACCUUUCAUGGAUUUGCUUUCUGGUUCGAUGUCGAAUUUAGUGGCCCUGUGACAUCCCCUGCUGAUAGCAAUGCACCACCCUUGCAGUCUUCAAGCAAUCAUCCCACUACAAGUGGUCAAAAGAGAAAGCGUGACGAUCCCAUUGAAGCUAUUGUACUGUCAACAGCACCUGACAAGCCACCAACACACUGGGAACAAAUGGUGGUCUACUUGAACAAUCCAAUAGAUGUUGAACAAGGUCACAAGAUUGAAGGUUCUGUGACAUGGACACCUAAUCAAGAAGAAGAUGGUCCCAACGUCCACAUCCGUCUUGAAUACAAGUCAGGUCACCGUUCCUUUGUGAGAGAAGCAGUAAUGCGCUGAUAUAAUUCUUGCUCUUCGCAAAUUCAUUCUCGCCUUUUAAGUAACAAAAAAAAUCCAUACGUUAAGUUCCUAGUUUCUGUUGUGAAGUAUGAUGAUAUAAAUACUUAUUUGUCAGGCAGAAGCGUGUAGACUUUAGAACAGCACUGAAGUAGUAUUCAAACUAAUACUAUCCAUAUUCUGUUGUUUGUAUUA